Uloborus diversus is the source of this 2335-nucleotide messenger RNA. RefSeq names its product nose resistant to fluoxetine protein 6-like. The coding region runs from base 16 to 2325 and encodes 769 amino acids. The record is from RefSeq and is a predicted model, not a curated record. Lineage: Eukaryota; Metazoa; Arthropoda; Arachnida; Araneae; Uloboridae. Gene Ontology annotation, molecular function: acyltransferase activity, transferring groups other than amino-acyl groups. The transcript has 15 exons.
AAAUUUAAGGACAAGAUGGAAGCUAAGCUCUUUUCAAUUCAGAUUCUCAUAUUGGGAUUUCUUCUUACAAGAGCAGGAAGUAACGUAGCUAAUGAUAUUCUUGCCGAUGCAGGGCCAAGUGCAAAAGAAAAAGAAUUUGAUCUCGAGACAUACCAAGCACGCUUAAGGAACCAAACGAAAAUGUUCGAAAAGGAGCUGAAGAAUAUGAUGAGGGAUGGUGUGAAAACCGUUCUACGACCCCUGAUGACAUACGGGAGUGAAACUCAGAUUUCACCUAAAUGCAUGAGGUCUUUCAUGAAGUUCGCGAGCGACCUAGUCAAUGUGAAAGUCUGGGCACUGAAAAUGUUAGAUGCUUCAUCCAAGUUCCCCGCCGGAAUAUUAUCCGGCACGAUGUCCGACUUCGGGGCCUUCGACCAGUGCUUGGACAUCGAGCUGCCCAGACGGGGAGGAGGAGGGGAAAUCGAGUUCCGCGGUCAGCACUGUGCCGUUGAAAUCGCUCCCAAGAUGCCCGCUAUGCCACGAAACAUGUCCAUGGCCAAGCAGGAAUAUGCCUCACCCCUUGACUCGAUUGCUGAAGAAAUUCGAGUUGCCGGGAUGGCUCUCUUCUACUUGAAGUUUCGCUUCAGUGUUUGCGUCCCUUCCCUCUGCACGUUGGAAGAUAUGAGGAACAUAGCUCAGAAAGCUGGUGAAAGUUUUGACAUGGAGAUAAAAAUUCCACAAUGUUACGUAAGGGAAGUCAAUUUUCAAGCUGUACAUAUUGCUGUCAUAUGCGGAGUGUCACUGCUGCUUAUCAUUUGCAUUUAUGGGUCUGUUGUAGAAUAUAAUCUGUCUGAAGAUUUUUCCUUGAGCAAGCACAUAAGCGUUCGACAGAAGAUCUUCUGCUGUUUCUCGAUCGUGUCCAACUUCCGUCGGUUGACUUCACCUUCCAAAGGGUCAGAAGAGUUAAAAGUCUUACACGGUUUGCGAGCCUUGAGUAUGGCGUGGGUCAUGCUAGGACACACCUACAUCUGGCUGAACUUCCAGCUCUUAAGCGGGACAAAUUUCAUAGUUCAUACCUUCAACAGCUGGACAUUUGGACCUGUUAUGAACGCUUGGCUUUCAGUAGAGUCAUUUUUCUUUCUGAGUGGCCUAUUGACAUCUUACGCUGCUCUAAAAAUAAUGGCAAAAAUGAAGGGAAGAAUCAAUGUUCCUUUGUACAUUUUACGCAGAUACAUUAGAACGACACCAUCUCUCCUGCUGCUGAUGGGACUGGCCUUCUUCAUGCCCCUGGUGAGCUCUGGACCUUUCUGGUACGAACGCGUUGAACCAGAACUGCAGUCCUGCAGGAGCAACUGGUGGACCAGUGUCCUUUAUAUUAGCAACUGGAUGGGUUUUCAGAACAUAUGCAUACAUCCAACAUGGUUCCUAUCGGCAGAUUUCCAACUUCAUGUCUUUUCAGUUAUUUUCCUAUUUAUUUUUCACAGAUCUCAAUCAAUCGGCCUGUUUCUCAUCGUUGUUGUUAUUUUUCUGUGUAAUGGAGCAGUAGGCUUCUUAACAUACACGAAGGACUUGCCGCCCAUCAUACCUGUGUCGACUGGAAAUGAUUUGAUGAUCCAGGAGACGAUCGACUCCAUUCAUCUGAUGACGUUCACUCAUGCGGGACCUUACUUCGUGGGAUUUCUUUCUGGAGUUCUUAUACUGAGAUGCAAAGACAUACGCAUGAAUAAGAUGACUCUUAUUUUCGGGUGGAGUGUCUCGAUCACUCUGGCUCUGACUUCGCUGUACGGAGCCCACCGCUGGAAUAUCGGAGAGCCGCACGGACCGUUCCUGUCUUCGGUUUUCGCAGCUCUGCACAGGACCACCUUCACGAUCGGUGUAGCGUGGGUCACGUUCGCCUGCGUCACGGGAUACGGAGGUAUCGUGAACCGAAUCCUCUCCAGUUCCAUCUUUGCCCCCUUCGGUCGACUGACGUUUAUGGCGUAUUUGCUGCACAGUUUGGUAAUCUGGGUCCGAAUGGGAUCGAGACGGGAGAGGAUCUUCUACAGUCACUACAAUGCGGUGUACGAGUUCGUUGGAAACAUUGUCUUUACAUUGAUCUUGACGAUUCCAUUCUAUUUGAUACUGGAGGCACCACUGUCGAACCUGGACAGGUUACUGCUGUCCAGAUCUCCGGUCGCCAAAGUGGAGGCGGCCGAAGGAACAGCUGGCGGUCAUUUGUGCCAAAAUAUGGCGAACUGUCCCGAGAAGAAAACGAUAACUUCAGCCACAGUAGAACUGAAAUCUGUGAAAGUGAUCGAAUUGGGGCAACAGAACCUGGGAUUCGAAGAUGUCUCGAAGAAAGACUAAUCAUUAGAAA